Molecule: messenger RNA, 1157 nt
Organism: Lynx canadensis (Canada lynx)
Lineage: Eukaryota; Metazoa; Chordata; Mammalia; Carnivora; Felidae
Gene: TCEAL8
Product: transcription elongation factor A like 8
Exons: 3
Coding region: 214-567 (117 amino acids)
Source: RefSeq, a predicted model, not a curated record
CCAGGAGUCGACGUGUGCAGAAGUCCUUAUAGUCCAGGGCCUGUUUCCCUGUAGCUGCUACGUAUUGCUGGAGAAGGAGAAAAGUGCCCCGGAUCCUUUCAGGACUCUUGGUCUUUGGACGCGACACAGAUCGAGUGAGGGAAGAGGCAGGAAAAUCCCCUGGAUCCCUGCAGAAUUAAUUUAUUCAAAAGAAAUAACAGAAAAAUACUCAACAUGCAAAAGUCUUGUGAAGAAAAUGAAGGAAAACCACAGAACAUGCCAAAGGCAGAGGCAGGCCGCCCUUCAGAAGCUGUACCACAGGAGGCAGAAGGAAAUCCUCAACCUUCCGAAGAAGGUGUAAGCCAGGAAGCAGAAGGAAAUCUUAGAGGAGGGCUGACCCAACCUGGCCAGGGGUUUAAAGAGGACACUCCUGUGAGGCAUUUGGACCCUGAAGAAAUGAUAAGAGGAGUAGAUGAGUUGGAAAGGCUUAGGGAAGAGAUAAGAAGAGUAAGAAACAAGUUUGUGAUGAUGCAUUGGAAGCAAAGACAUUCACGCAGCCGCCCUUAUCCUGUGUGCUUUAGGCCUUGAAUUUUUUUGUCUGAUAUUAAAUCUGGCCCCUGCUUUCUUUCUGUUAGCGUUUUCUGAUGUAUCUUUGACUUUCGUUUUAUUUUAAUCAUCUGGUGGAAUUUUUUUUAGGUAGUUCCCUUGUUACCAGCAUCUCACUGGAUUUUGUAUUUUGACCCAUUCUCCAGGUCUGUUUUUCAAUUGGAAAGUUUCACACAUAUGCAUGAAAAUAUAUUCAUUCUAUAUUGUAAAGUAAAACAUAACCGGUUACAAAGCAGUAUAUUUAGUAUCAGCUCACAUAUGUAGGAUUAAAUCCCAAAUUGUGUGUGUGCGUGCGUGUGUAUACAUACAUACAUAUAUCAAAAACUUAACUGCUUAUUUCUGUGUAGCGUGAGCUUUUUUCUUUUUGCUUAUAUGUAUUUUUUCAUGAACACAUGUCACACACACAAAAAGAAUAAAAGUUUUAUAAGUAAGAGUCAAAUAAUUUGCAACCAGCUUAUAAGGGCAAUGGGGGCACCUAAAUUCUUGAUGGAAUAACUAAAAGAAAUAUGUAAACCUCAAACUACUUCUGGAUCUCUUAGCCAGAGGAAUAAAACUGGCAAUUAUUGCAGAUA